Porites lobata is the source of this 11829-nucleotide messenger RNA. NCBI's taxonomy places the organism in Eukaryota, Metazoa, Cnidaria, Anthozoa, Scleractinia, Poritidae. The record is from the annotation of a GenBank genome assembly.
GACCACAAAGUGCUGGCGAUUAAGGAUUUUCAAGAUCAAGACAUUGAAAACGUGUUAAGGAGGCCAGUAUUUUGCCAAAAGGAACAUCAUGAAAACAAAAAGCUAAAGUUCUUUUGCAAGGACUGUGAAGUCGCCAUUUGUAACACUUGUGUUGUAACGCUUCACGAAGGUCACGUCAAAGUGCCUUUGCAAGAUGCUGCCAAUGAACGAAAAUUACGUUUGGAGUCCCUGUUAGAGUCUCAGAAGGUCAAGGCGCUUCAGAAAAGAAAUAUGAUAACUAGACUACAAAGUGAGUGCAAUGAAAUUCAAGAACAGGUUGCUUGCGUGAAAAAAAGCGCACAGAAUUUGGUUGACAAUUUAAUGAGAAUCAUUGAAACGAAGAAACAGGAACUUUUUAAAGAGGUCGAAGACAAAGCUCAACAGUCCAUUGAACGUCUUGUAGAGCAACAGUCGGACGUAGAAAACGAAUUACAGCUGAUUGAGACAUCAAUUGUAAAAACUGAAACUUUCCUAAAGCGUAGCAGCAAUGCCGAGAUUGUGCACUUUAACACAUUAUUUCAAGAGGAGGUCACUGACGAGGCAGACCAAGUCGACUGUGAUCGUAAGGAUCUUGGCCACUUUGUGUUCUUUGCAAACAAAUCAUUGAUGGCUAAAGCAAACAUUGAAGGUGUUGGUUUUUUGAAACAAAUCAUCAGCCAGACUAAAUCCAGCAACUCAAAAGCGGAAGGAAAUGGAAUCAAUGACGUGACUGUUGGACUGGAAGCACAGUUUGUUUUAACAACACGAAAUGUUGAGAAUGAACAAUGCUACGAACAGUGUGAUAUCGUUACAGUGGAAAUCAGAAAUGAUGACGGCCGUGAAUGCGCCACUGAAGCACAAGUCCAAGAUAACAAAGAUGGCAGCUACAAUAUCAGCUACUUUGCCAAAGAAGCAGGAACAUUCCAGACAUCAGUGAUGGUAAAUGGAGAACAUGUUAGUGGCAGUCCAUUUACUAUUCAAGUCAAACCCAGAAAAUACAAACCUGUGCUGUCGUUUGGAGAAGAAGGUUCAUCUGCUGGAAUGUUUGAUGGACCUUGGGGUGUGGCGGUGAAUGAACUUGGUGAAAUUGCAGUAACUGAUUCUCAGAACAACCUUGUCCAGAUAUUUAGUAGUGAUGGAACUUACUUAAGGUUUUUUGGCAGGUCGGGUAUUCAAGAGGGAGAGUUGAUUCACCCUUGUGGUAUAGCUUAUUUAAAUAACGGAAACAUUGUAGUAGCUGACAGUGAUAACAACCGACUACAAAUAUUCAAUGACCAGGGAGAAUACCUUGCUCAAAUUGGCAGUGAAGGAAAUCUUGAUCACCAGUUUGAUUUUCCGUGGGGUUUAUCUGUAAACAGUGAUGGUAAUAUUAUUGUUGCUGAUGCAGAUAACAAACUAAUCAAGAUCUUCACACCAAGCGGCCAGUUUCUUAGAAAGUUUGGUGGACAAGAUUUAUUAGUUGAUCCCUGUCACUGUAUUCAGAAGGAUCGAUAUUAUAUAGUAUCAGACCGAGGAGAUCACAGUAUCAAAGUGUUUAAUACAGACGGUAAUUUUCUGUAUAAAUUCGGGAAUCAAGGAGACGGUGAUGGGGAAUUCGAUAAUCCAUAUUGCUUAUCAGUCGACAAAGCAGGACACCUGAUGGUCUGUGAUUCUGGCAAUUACAGGGUUCAAGUAUUAGAACUGAGUGGAAAGUUCCUAACAAAGUUUAAACUAAUGAGUGGGGGAUUACCAGUCUCUACCGCACUUCUGUCUGAUGGUAGCAUAGUAGUGUCUUAUUUUAAUGACAAUUGCAUUCAGAUAAUUAAAUAAAUACCUUUGAUAAAAAAUUAAUAUAAUAGCAUAGGAUAGGUUGGAAAGGUUGAUUAUUCAACUCCCUGCAAUUGAAAAAGAUAUUUGGUAAAUUUUAUUAUUGUACGUAUUUUUUUCUGUUUGGCUCUUUCUUUGUAACAGUCCUUUUGCGAUACGUGCCGGUAAUUGCGGUCGUGUCCUUUCCAAGAGUGCUCAAGGUUUUUAGGCUGUGAAUCGAGAUACUGUAGUGUUACUCUUCUUUAAGCAGGUUUGUCAAUAUCGAUGAAGCGUGGAUGCACAUCCAUGGCAUCUCGCGAUUACUGAGUCUACCUUAUGGCUGAAUAAAAGAUAAAAAAAAGAGUCAAAUCAGAUUUCAUGAAGGAUGAAACGAUUCUUCAAGUCUUACAGCAGUAUCUCAUCGUAUCUUAGUUUGGGAUUAGGCUCGGGUGUUGGAAGUUUGUGAUGCAUAUCUCUCGGUGCCUUUUAUGCGAGGAAUAGCUACAUUGGGGGUGGGGGUGGGGAUGGUUGAAGGGGAAGAGAGGUUAGAUACUGCUCGCCCAAAACUUUGCUUCUACGCCGCUGACUCAAAAGUCUAUUAUCAUACUGUUAUUAUUUCUUCAUAAGGAAAUAUUUUCAACCCCCUCUGACAAAUGCGCGCUAAACGUUCUACCGCUUUUUAGUUCCUGGGAAACGCUAUUCCUGAGCAUGUCUCCAAUCCCUCGAAGAAAGUAUCUGUAGCAACAACAGCGCUUGAUUCAUUACUAUUAACUAGAGAGAAAUUCUAGCUCCGCCCCUGGGACCACUUCAGACGCCGUAAAAAAGGCUGCCAUCUUUUUGGCGUUAAAGUACAGAAUUUGAUUUGAGGUUGAAGUUAGUCGUCAACCUUUUACGUCCAACGCUAGGUUUUAUGCAGCUCAGGCCUCUGACGUUCUUCAAGAAACCAAAAGAAGUGAACACAAUUUCCCACUUAGAGGCACUUUGCCGGCCACGUGAUAGACUGUCACAAAAGACGUCAUUUUAAUAGAUUGUGUAGUAGGUGGCAUCUAGCGUGUAUGCAGGCUAUCUAGAGUGAGGGAAAGCUUUUCGGUGAAACCCUCGAGGAAAAAUCAGGCCGCGGCUAUCUGAACUUGACCGUUUUUCCAAUUCUUCUCGCGGCUCUGCCUUCAACACAAAAGCGCUUUUACGAAAAAAACGCACAUGCGCAAUAAUGAAACAGGAUUCGUAGCGGCGAAUGGCGGCACACCUUGCCAUCCAUCACGAUAAAGCAACAACUUAAACGUUUAAUCAUACACGAUGCGUCCCUGAAUGAUUCACAAGUGCCCCACAAAAUGACCAUCACAUGUAUCGAUUAGAAUUACAGCGAAAGAAUUCUAUUAACGCGAGGAAAAACCUUAACAAAACGGGUUAACAAAAAACUUGAGAUUAUUUUAAGCUGGCAUCGUGCACGCCAAUCACGAGUCUUCCGUGCGCAUGUCAACAAAGGGAAACCCGCUGGCAUCAAAAGACCAGCAGUUUCAGGUAAUGAUCGUUCACGAACAUUGCAAUUAAAUAAUUUAUUGUUGAACUAGUCUUUAUUCUAUUGAACCAGUCCCAGUGGAAUAAUUUAAUUCAUGUCACUACAGUUCCCCUAUAAAGCACAACACCGGCUUUCGAGUCGAUCAAAGCUGGCCACACGUGAUACUUUAUUCCAAGAGACGUCAUGUCAGACGUCAUGAACCGUCCAUGAAGUUUCUCUGAGAACUCUGUGGCUUCGUAUUCAAUGCUCAUUGGUGGAACUUGGACUGCCAGCAUCCAUGACAAGCGAACGCAUUCAUCCAUGUAUUCUGUUAACUUCACACAGUUUUGUAAUUCUGGAAAAUCGUACAGGGUGCUCCAUAGCUGUUUGCUUACAUCCUUUAAAGGCAAAAAGAAAAGAAAUGUUAAAAACCUCCUUAUGAAGUUAUUCGCCACCUUUUUACGCAUGUACGAAAUGAUGGGGUUAAAGGAAUGUCACGCGGUCUCUCGGAAAGAAAACAGCUGAUUCAACGCGGCGCGUGUUCCACUGGCGAAACUGUUUAUUCCGUUCACAUAAAAUACAACUUUUCUAAGUCAAACAGAAUGUAUAGAUUGAGUUUAUAUCUCCAAGAUUUCCCUCAUUAUUACUUGGCGUUGUCUCCGUCGACAUUGUUUUAAAUACCACAAAACAAUCUACACCUUAAAAUCGAGUUUGAAUAAUCAAUUGCUUCCUUAAGGAUGCUUCCACAGCUAUUUGGAAAGGAUUAAUUAUUUGCGUUCAUCCACAACAAAUUAACCAAAAUAAUCAUCCACUUUUUCGGCGUUCAUUAAAAUAUUCACUUAAGUUCUCAACGCACCUGUUUGACACUGUCAAUUUUAAAUCGUGCGCCCGUUGUCCUUAAAUAGUCGGCAAUGCGGCCUUGCAUUUCCUGCGCGUUCGCUGCUAUCUUGUCGUCAUCCGGGAUAUCUAGGAUUUUCUUGAGCUUAGUUUGCUUUUCUGACAGUGAGUGUUGUACCUUGCGGUAUGCCACCUACCGGAAUGCACACAAACACUUUUAACAUCACUGGUUCGAGUUAAAGGCGUUGUUUCUAAAGAGACCCCACGGAGUAUGAUGGGAUACAUGCUCUUACCCAUGGAGAUUGAGGAAUAGUUCUGUGCAUGAGGAAGGCCACGGCGACCUCUACUACGGCGGCCGAAAGUGAAAAAGCCCAAAAAUGACGCAGUGCGCAUGAAUGGAAAUAACCUUUCGCAGUAGCGCCAAACCCUAUCAUGUGAAGACCUGUCUUGUGGCGUAGUCGCUGCUACGUGAUUCUAAACUGAGUCAACUUUUCUCCUAUUUCUUUUAACAAUCACUGGUUUUAAGACGUAUCAUAGAUUGUUUUUCACUUUAGAAAAGAAAUAAUUUGACACUUUUAGUUUUCCAGGAAUUGCGUCUUCCCUGCGUUUUCUCUUUUUAAUUUUUUUUAUCCUCAAUCGAAGUCAAAUGCUGUGUACACUCCUCGUCACUGUUAAUCUUUGAUCGUAAGAGAGAAAAAUGUUAUCUCUUGCUUCUCUAAAGGAGGUCAAUUCGACUUACUAACAGCGAAAGCAAGUUAGCGGGAAACGCCGCACUCACUGUUUCGACUUCGCUUGCUUAAAGUUGAAAUUUGGUCGGCUAUAGCCUGCGUAGCAAGCGAUUUCGUGAAGUUUCGGAGCAAAGAAAGACCGAGGAACGACUAGUAACGGGAUUUUCGGUUUUGGCCAAGCAAAAAAUGGAACGAACUUCGAAACCGCACGGAAACGCUUGCAACGCAGGCUAACGUACUCUCCCCUGGACUCUGCAUCCACGACCACCGUAGUAUAGGUCACGUGGUCACCGUAGCGAUUUUUUUUAAAUUCUCAAAUGUCUCUUGGCCGACCGAGAAGCGUCUAUGACUCUUAGCUGCGGUACGCUAAUCAUUUGCCAUACCAAUCGCUCGUCCUCACAAAAAGUUGCUUAUUCCCUGGUAAAAUUUUCCCAAGCAGACUCUCUAGGGGUUCUCAUCGGCCUUUUUACUCAUUUUAAGUAGAUUAUAACAACUUUUUUGAACGAUUCACAACUGUAAAUGCAAAUGAAGAUUAUGGCACUUACCACCAAAACUGAGAACAAUAUUUUGUUUUUGAUGUCUCCACUGUCGUCCACUUUAUCUAGAUUCCAACUCAUCAAGCUCGUCCAUAGCGUCUAGCCUCGUCUGGGUGUAGAGGUUGUCAUAGCGUUCUACCAGAGCGGACGGCCGACACUCACCAGCCGACAGAUCCUCAAAUUUCCCGCCUUUUUUGACCUGUCUUUGCGCCUGGUCCUGUAACCUUAAAUAGAAUAGACAAAGAUAUUCUUACUGACUUUCUUCCAUGACUGUAAUAUCCAGUGAGUUUACAGGCUUCCUUUUUUUACCUGUCCGUCAUAUUUUUCUCUCUUUUUCUUAGGAGUUGAACAGUUUCCUGUGUUACUUCAAGUUCCUUUUGUUUAUUCUGCAGUUGUUUUUAAGGUCGGCAUUGAUAUUUUUUUGCUGUUGGUUUGUUUCUGUCCCAUUAACAUUUGAACUCAGCUGUUUACUUUGUGUUGCCUUCACUCUUUCCACCUGCUCAGUCUCGCUUGACCUAAGUGCGGAGAAUUCUGAAAGGCAAAGGAAUAAUACCGACAGUCGUGAACGUUCAUUUAUUUCUAAAAUGAAAUUGUUAUUUCAGUCAAAUGUUUUGACCAAUCGAGUUGUCGUUUGUUACAAUGUAUUUAGCGUUGGGUUAUGUAGAAGAGUGUUUUUACUUUAAGGACCAAAAGAACGACGCUGUAACAGUUCAGUAACAACCCGGAUAUAAAAACCCCUGAUUCGGGACUGACUGAGUCCAGUGAACUCUCGCCUUGCGGACACCCCUGUAUAACGGACACCAUAAUAAUACGGACAGCAGCUAAAUCCCAGGCAAAACUAAAUAGCAGACGUUUGAUUGAUAUAAACUCUUGCUAUUACAGACUCUCGCUAAUGAGGACACUAAUUGAAGGUCCCUACAGUUUCUGCUAUAAAGGGAGUUGAAUGUACGUUGAAAUGUUUGGCUAUUAGUAUGGAGAGUGGUAUUUAUGAAUCGUAGAGGGCUAUUAGUUCAUCAAUAUACUGUAAACUGGCUGAUGUAUUUUCUUUAGAAAAUGUUUAUUACUUUAUCAUCAUCAUCAUCAUGUAUGUUGCGCUUAUUUGACCCCUGUUUAUUUGGCGAAAGUUCAGUCUGGAGGUUUUUCGUUAUUCUUAGUUUCAUUUAUAUAGGGUUUGUUACUGGGAGUAAAGUAUUUCGCUGUACUCCUUUAGUUUUACUAUUGGGCACUGUUAAUUCGUUACGGGUGACUUUUCGGAAACUUUACUUGAAUACCUAACUAUGGAAGCCUAGUAAACGUCUCAAACAAAACCAGGCAACCUUAACAGUUGAGCGCCUAUGAUAACUCCUCUAGCAGUUGUAAUACCAGGAGGUACCCGUGAUGAAACCUUUCGAGUAAUUGUAGGUAACAAUUGAUGAUGACUAUCUUUUUUAUAUCAAAAUGCCUUGGAUUAUGUGAUUACGUUCGCUCUUAUUUUACUUCUAGUAGAACCAAAGUGAGAUUCAAAAUCGUUUUCGUGUUAUUCACGUAUUCUACACUUUUUACUAUUCGUAAGAAGAAACAGCGGGAUCAAUUGUCUAUUUGGGUUCAGGAGCAGAGAUAAAAACCUAGGAUCAAACCACUUGGACGAAGAGUUCUGGCAAACUGAACAGUGUUUGGACGAGGUAACGAACAUUAAAAUAAUGAUACUGUAAGUAGUAUGCCAUUUACAAGCGUGACCAAGGAGUUGCUGGUGUCGGUACUGUCUAGAAACAAAUCCAGUGAGCAAUCAGUCAUUUGUUUCCAAGAGGGAUUUUAUUAGCUUGUACGCGAACCUAUCCUCGACUGCGAAAGAAGAACUAUAAAAUUCUUUGCAACCCAAGGCAGGUUUGAGUUGAACUCGGGAAUUUGGAAUGAUGUGCCGAGUGCAGCGCUCUGGCCGCUCGUUCCUGCUGCCUCCUUUCCAUUGUAUUAUUCAUGAAUGUCUUUCUUUUUGUUGUUGUUUUGCUCGGAUGAACUUCAUUUUCUCUACGUUUAGUUAAAUUGGAUGAUUAAACAUUGCUUGUCAUCACUGCACUUAGAAUAUGUUUUUUGUUUUUGAUUUAGUUGAACGAAGAAGUUACCGAGAUGGUGAAAAGAAUAAAACAAACUCGACCAAAUAUUGAAGAAGAAGCAGCGCUAGCAUCCGCGAACUUAUUUACAAAUCUGCAUUAGGACCUUUUACCUAAUCGCGGCUUAUUUCAGGUCAGACGUGCCCUGGAAGGUACUGAGACAACCGCUAAAGGAAGAGAUUGAUUGUGAGUUUCCUUCUUGUGGCCGGUCGAUGGAGCGGUUCACCUGUUAUAGAUUUUCGCUAUAGAAUUGCUAUGGACUGUAUUUCUUGUGGUCUAUACGCAGCGGAAACAAUGGCACAGAUAGGAAAGAACUGGUGCGGAACGUUUUUGGUGGUGAACAUUGCUUUUGGCUCUUAGCUUGAACAUAACCAGGUUCUCGCAGAUAUAGAAGGUGAAUUCUUUACAGUUAAGCGCUGAAUUGGAAGGCCUCGUGUCACGAACACUGCCUUUAAUGCAAGCAUUUUCUGUACGGUAGAGGGUUGGAAGUAGAAAUGGCAACAAACCAACCCCACCUACUCCCUCCUUCCUGGGCACAAGCUGCUGACAGGCCAGGACAUUGCACAGUGAAGACAAGCGUGUAUUUUGAAUAUAACACUUAUCAUUGUCACCCUGAACUUACAUUGAUCAAUCCUUGGUUAGAGGGAUUCUUUGUAAGUUUGAAAUGAUUUAUAAAACGGAAUUAUCUUAAACGCACGGUUUGACUUAUAUGACUUUAUAUAACUUUAUAAAAGAAAGGCUCAACACGAGCUAGAUAUUCGGCGCGCAGUUUAAUCAUUUUUUUAUCAGGUUUAGUCUUGUUUCCUUUAUAGCCUGUGAACAGACCUUCCGGGUUGGUUAGGACAAGAAAAUUGAGGGAAAAUUAGGAAAGCGGCGAGAAAAUCUUGUGCAGAAAAAAAAAAUAGGAAAGGGGUCCUCCCCCCCCCCCCUUACUUUCUCUUCCCUCGGCUUCUCCCUUUUUUCGCCCUGUCCGCCGCUUAUUACAGAACUUGUUCGAACCUAAUUCUCAGGAUAAAUCGUAGGUACUGUUUAGGGGACGAUUUUUGCCUAAAAAAAUGCUACACAGCUCCCACCUGAGGAACACCCUAAAUGAGAACUACCCGAGUGAACGAAUGUCUGCGCGCUCUGGGCAGGAGAGGACUGAGUCUGAUGACGUCACUUUUAAGGCUGGGGAUAACCGAUGAUUUUAAAACAGUCAGCGUUGUCUGUACUUCUUAUUUCUUAUCACCCGUUAAAGGGGGUCAAAUUUACUUUCAAACUUCUCAUCAUGAUCUUCUUUCAGAAGUAUAACACCAAGCAACAUAGACAUAUUUACAUAUGAAUUAUUGACCAAGUGUGACAUCAGGGUGGGUAGACAGACAGUUGCCACGUUUUUAUGGAUUCAGAAACCAAGCGGAAGACAUAAAAAGGCAAAAAAGAACGAGGCCAUUAUUCAGCCAUCUUGAUCGAAAAAACUCGGUCGAUAAAGGGUUUUUAUAUGGCCGAAAAGAGGAAUUUUGAGUUGAGGUCUUAGGAUCCAACGCGGUAAAUCUGAGGGACCAAGAGUGGUCCAUCUUGCUUGCUACGCUCAGGAAGCCAAUAAAAACACAGGAUUCGCUUCAUCUUGCCUGCUUGCUUGAAAGAAACAUAAUAAAUGCUUUUGUUAUUUCUGUGAUACAAACUACUACAUUUUCGAGCCUCAUUUUCAUUUUUCAUAUCAGACCAUCUGGGACAAAACCUAAGACAUAUUUAAGUCUUGUUGACCCUUAAUCGGAUCCGAGUGUGCGUUUCAAUUGAAUGAGCUCCAAUUGUUUCAUAGUCUUUUUCAUCUAGCCGAUUCUUCACACUGAUUGCUAGUUAUUGUUUGCAACAAAUUUCAAAACAUCCCAACACAUUCUUUCACUUAUUUGUAGGUCACGGGAUUUAAGCUAAUUCCCAACAAAAUUGGGACGUCGUUCUCAGAAGUUGGACAUCGUCAAAACAUGUCAAGCAAUGUUUCGUUCAUGAUUGGUUGAUGUCUGUAGCCCGAUAACUAAUGGGCGCUCGAAACUCUUACUAAAAGACUCUGGGGGCGCCAGCGUUCACUCAAACCUUGGUCUCUUACCAUUUCUGCAAACUCAGUUAUGGAUUUACAAACCUUAUUACACAACCUACAUGAAGAAGUAUCCUGUUCUGUGUGUAGGAGCCCGUUCACUGAUCCAAAAAUAUUGCCGUGCUUUCAUACAUUUUGCCUUCAUUGUUUGAACGAGCUUCAGCGAACAAGUGGAAAACAUGGCGAGAUUACAUGCCCGGAAUGUCGUAGAAAGUUUCAAGUUCCUGGAAGUGGUUAUCCUAAAGAUUUACCGGCCAACUUUCGAAUGAACAGUUUGUUGGAUGUAAUGGCUAUUCAAAAAUGUAACGUCGCUGGGGUGAAGUGUGGAAACUGCGAAAAAACAAGUGCCCAAAGUUUCUAUUGCUUUAAAUGUUGCGCCUUCUGGUGCGAAGAUUGCAUUGCAGCUCAUAACAUUAUCCGAGCCAAUAAAGACCACCGGGUGUUAGCGAUUAAGGAUUUUCAGGAUCAAGACAUUGAACACGUGUUAAAAAGGCCAGUAUUUUGCCAAGUAGAACAUCACGAAAGCGAAGAGCUGAAGUUCUUUUGUAAAAACUGUGAAAACGCCAUUUGCAAUACUUGUGCUAUAACGCUCCACGAAGGUCACGCUAAGUUGCUUCUCCAGAAUGUUGCCAAUGAACGAAAGUCAAGUCUACAGUCUGCGAUGGAAACUCAGAAAGAAAAGGCUCUUCAGAUGAGAAAUACGAUUACCAGUCUACAAAGUGAGUGCAAUGAAAUUCAAGAACAGGUCGCUUGCGUGAAGAAAAGCGCGCAGAGUUUUAUUGACAAUUUAAUGAAAGUCUUUGAAGCGAAGAAACAGGAACUGUUUACAGAGGUGGAAGACAAAGCUCAACAGGUGAUCGAGCGUCGGGUAGAGAAACAGUCUGAGGUCGAAUACAAAUUACGGCGGAUCGAGACAUCAAUUGAAGAAACGGAAAGAUUCUUAAAGCGAAGCACAAAUGCUGAAAUUGUGCAGUUUAACACCGUAUUCCAGGAGGAAGUCACUGACGAGGCAGAACUAGUCGACUGUGACCGUAAGGAUCUUGGCCACUUUGCGUUCUUUCCAAACAAAUCAUUGAUGGCUAAAGCAAACAGUGAAGGUGUUGGUUCUUUGAAACAAAUCAUCAGCCAGACUAAUUCGAGAAACUCACAAGCGGAAGGAAAAGGAAUCACUGAGGUGACUGUUGGACUUGAAGCACAGUUGGUUUUAACAACACGAAAUGCUGAGAACGAACAAUGCUACGAACAGUGUGAUAUCGUUACAGUAGAAAUCAAAAAUGGUGACGACCGUGAAUGCGCCACUGAAGCACAAGUCCAAGAUAACAAAGAUGGCAGCUAUAAUAUCAGCUACUUUGAAAAAGAAGCAGGAACAUGCCAGACAUCAGUGAUGGUAAAUGGAGAACAUGUUAGUGGCAGUCCAUUCACUGUUGAAGUCAAACCCAGAAAAUACGAACCUGUGUUGUCAUUUGGAGGAGAAGGCUCAUCUACUGGAAUGUUUGAUGCACCUUGGGGUGUGGCAGUGAAUGAACAUAAUGAAAUUGCUGUAACUGAAUUUAAUAACAACCGAGUUCAGAUAUUUAGUAGUGAUGGAACUUACUUAAGGUCUUUUGGCAGUAAGGGUGAUCAAGAGGGAGAGUUUAAUGAGCCUACAGGUAUAGCUUAUUUAAAUAAUGGAAACAUUGUAGUAGCUGACAGUGAAAACAACCGACUGCAAAUAUUCACUGAGCAGGGGGAGUACCUUACUCAAAUUGGCGGUGAAGGAAAUCUUGAUCAUCAGUUUAAUUAUCCAUCGGGUUUAUCGGUAGACAGUGAUGGUAAUAUUAUUGUUGCUGAUGCAGAUAACAAACUAGUCAAGAUCUUCACACCAAGCGGCCAGUUUCUAAGGAAGUUUGGUGAAGAUUUGUUAGUUGAUCCCUGUCACUGUAUUCAGAAGGAUCAAUAUUUCAUAGUAUCAGAUGAUGAUGAUCACGGUGUCAAAGUGUUUAAUACAGACGGUGAUUUUCUGUAUAAAUUCGGGAAUGAAGGGGAAGGGGAUGGGGAAUUCAAUGAGCCCUGUUGCAUGUCUCUUGACAAGGCAGGGCACCUGAUGGUCUGUGAUUCUGAGAAUGACAGGGUUCAGGUAUUGGAAGUGAAUGGAAAGUUGAUAACACAGUUUGGACGAUAUGGCAGUGAGAUUGGAGAGUUAAAUGAACCGAAGUCAACCGCAGUUCUCACUGACGGUAGGAUAGUUGUGACUGACUUUAAUAACGACCGUAUUCAGAUAAUGGAAUAA